GGGGGUGACGUUUGGGAAGCAUCUCGGAGUGGCGGGGGCGGCCUGCAAAGGUGUCAUGGCUGCUGUCGCUGAGCUUAGUCUCCCGAGCAUCGGUGACAGUAGCCUGGAGCGGAGCUGCAGCCCCAACCUCUCCCAAGAGGUGCUCUGUGAAAUCUUUCGUUCUUUGCAUACCCUGGCUGGACAACUUAACCUCAGAGAUGAUGUGGUGAAAAUUACAAUCGAUUGGAACAAGCUUCAGAGCCUCCCCGCAUUCCAGCCCUCUUUGCUCUGUAGUGCACUUGAGCAACACGUUUUAUAUUUACAGCCUUUUUUAGCAAAACUUCAGCCUCUGAUUAAAGAGGAGAAUACAACUAUUGUUGAAGAGAUAGGAAAAACAGAAACAGGGGACAAGAAUGAAAUAAAUGAUAAAUUUCCCAUUGGUGACCUACAAGAGGAAGAAAAGCACAAAGAUCGUGAUUUAGGAGAUGUGAAAAAGGCACAUAUCCAUUUUGAUCCAGAAGUAGUUCAAAUAAAGGCUGGAAAAGCAGAAAUUGACAGACGAAUAUCUGCAUUUAUUGAAAGAAAGCAAGCUGAAAUCAAUGAAAACAACGUCAGAGAAUUUUGCAAUGUUAUUGAUUGUAAUCAAGAAAAUAGUUGUGCAAGAACAGAUGCCAUUUUUACCCCUUACCCUGGAUUUAAAAGUCACGUAAAAGUUUCUAGAGUUGUGAAUACAUACGGACCACAGACUAGACCAGAAGGAAUUCAAGGGUCAGGUCAUAAAUCUAACAGCAUGCUCCGAGAUUGUGGUAAUCAAGCUGUAGAAGAACGACUACAAAAUAUUGAGGCUCACUUGCGAUUGCAGACAGGUGGUCCAGUGCCAAGAGACAUUUAUAAGAGAAUUAAAAAACUUGAGGAUAAAAUUCUUGAAUUGGAAGGCAUGUCUCCUGAAUAUUUUCAGUCUGUAAACUUUUCUGGAAAAAGAAGAAAAGUUCAACCACCUCAAAACUAUUCACUGGCUGAACUUGAUGAGAAAAUUAGUGCCCUCAAACAAGCCCUGCUCAGAAAAUCAAGAGAAGCAGAAUCCAUAGCAACUCAUCACCUUCCCUGAAAUACUCUGGUCCUUAUCAUUUUAGAUUUUUAUGUACAUAUGUAACUACACUGCAGUUAAUUAAAUGGAUAUGAAUGUAUUAAUCCACA
Manis pentadactyla (Chinese pangolin) is the source of this 1176-nucleotide messenger RNA. It is a transcript of the gene MBIP, whose product is annotated as MAP3K12 binding inhibitory protein 1. Gene Ontology annotation, cellular component: cytosol. NCBI's taxonomy places the organism in Eukaryota, Metazoa, Chordata, Mammalia, Pholidota, Manidae. The transcript is spliced from 9 exons. The record is from RefSeq and is a predicted model, not a curated record. Bases 56 to 1087 code for a protein of 343 amino acids.